GGGCAGGAAUUAAUCCGUCUGUCAGUCACCUCAGAGUGCGUGCUCAGCGCCCCUACCCCCCUACGGGAGUGCUCAGCAGGCUUGCCCCAUUGUGUGCCAGUGUCUGGAGAGGCAGCGCCCCUUUGUUAGACCCCCCCUCCUGCACUGAGAAAGACGGCUCUUCCCCGCCCCUUCCCUCUUUCCUCCUACGCUCCACUCCCACUGAGCUGGGGGGGGUGGGGAGGCUUCCUGCUGAGCUUUUAGUGACACCUGGAGAAAGCUCAGAAAGCAUCCUGUCCUGGAGGGUCCUGGUGGAGGAACACCCACUGUCGGCGUGUCACACUUUCUUGGAGGGUAGGGAGGAGGCAGAAAAAUGGUGGGAAGCAGUCUGGCUGUGCAGGACCGGCAAAGUCAAACAGGGCUUGGACCCAGAACUCCCUAUUCCCAAUAAGUCUGGCCAAAAGCAGUUAAUGAGUGAGUUCUGUGUGCCAGGCACUAGGCCAAGCGUGGGAGAUCCAAGCACAAAAAAGCGGAAUAAUCCCAGCUCCCAUCGAACUUCAUCUGGAUGCCAUUAGAAGAGUCAGGAAGGAGGGCAUGGGGGAGGCACCUAGUGCAGAGGACCAAAGGUGGGAAGUACCAUCUGUGAGGCAGAAAAGGGAGUAAUGUAUCCAGCGAGGCUGCAAAAAUCGACUAUAAUGAGGCUGAUAUUUGGAAUGUUGUAUCCUGCUUAUUAUUCAUACAAAACUGUGAAAACAAAAAACGUUAAGGAAUACGUGCGGUGGAUGAUGUAUUGGAUUGUUUUUGCCCUUUAUACUGUGAUUGAAACGUUGGCAGACCUAACAGUUGCGUGGUUUCCCUUGUACUAUGAGAUGAAGAUUGCUUUUCUCAUUUGGCUGCUCUGCCCAUACACUCGAGGGGCCAGUUUAAUCUAUAGGAAAUUCCUUCACCCGCUACUUUCUUCAAAGGAAAGGGAGAUCGAUGAUUAUAUUGUUCAAGUCAAAGAACGAGGCUACGAGACCAUGGUAAGCGUCGGCCGCCAGGGCCUAAACCUGGCGGCCACGGCUGCCGUGACUGCCGCUGUGAAGAGUCAAGGUGCCAUCACAGAACGUUUGAGAAGCUUCAGCAUGCAUGAUUUAACAGCCAUUCAUGGAGACGAGCCGGUGGGGCAGAGGCCCUACCCGCCUGCCCCGGAAGCAAAAAAGAAAACGAAAAUGGCUUCCGGCCAGUCCCCAGGCUAUGGAAUUCCCUCAAAAGAUGGAGAUGAGAAAACAGAUGAAGAUGGUGAUGGACCCUAUUCAGAAGAUGAGAUGCUAACAACCCACAGAGGCCUUCGAAGAUCACAAAGCAUGAAGUCUGUGAAGACGGUCAAAAGUCGCAAAGAGGUGCGGUACGGCUCAUUAAAAUAUAAAGUGAAGAAGAGACCACAGGUGUAUUUUUAGGUGACCAAAUAUCUCAGAGUAAACUGCUGUAAUUAGAAUAACUUGAUUUCAAUACAUUUGUCCAUUUAAAAUGACUCCUCAAGGAAAGGUGGUGGAUGAUAGAAUGGCUAGAGAUUGCUUUUAUCUGAUAAAAUAUGGAUAAGUUUAAUUUCCUUAAUAAUUACUUAAUAUUCACAUUUGACUAUCAAAAACUAUUUACUUAAGAUGUAGUUCUUUCAACUCUGAAGAUAAGUUACAAAUGAUAGAAAAUGCUACUUCUUUUUAAGUUAGAUAACACUAAUUGAGUACUUGCUGUACCAGACAAAAGCAUACAUGCAAAAACCUUUAGUAUACUUGAAAAGAACUUUUUUCUGGUUCAGGAAACCUUACAAAGCCUUUAUGGUUAUUGUCAUUCGCAUACCUCCAUUUUGCGCCAUGUAAAUUAUAUGGUGAGUCAUGAAACAGACCACUUUAUUCUAAAUAUUUGCAUUGGUAUAGUAAACCCAGAGGAGAGGAAAAUAGUGCUAUAUUGCUUAUCCUUAGAAAUUGUACUUUGGUACAGUUGCCUCAUCUCCUCACCAAGUUUUAAAACUCAAAUUUAAAAACCAGGUAUCCACACCCAGCACUUUUAUACCUAUAUGGCUUUGCACAUUUGGAAUUGUUUACUUAUUUACAGCUGUUCUUGUUUUUUCUUUCAUUGAAGAAGUUUUCACCAUUCUUUGCUUCAUUUUCCUGUGUCUUUUUACAUAUGUGCUUUAUUCUGUCUAAUUUCUCUUCCUGUGGGUUUAGUUCUUUAAAUGUUAUUUGGAUUUUAAGUUUUUUUUAAUUACUUUGUCUCCUCAUGAAUGAGAAGCACUAUGUAACUGACAUUUUGCAUUUGCAGUUCUGUUUUGCAGUUAAAUAUAGUAUAUUCCUAUUAAUAAUGCUCAUUAUUAAGCUUUUUAGCUUUCAAAUACUAGCUUAUAUAUAGUAUAGUAAGAGAUCCAACACUGUACCCCAAUUUUAUAAAAUAUCUCAAAGCUUGAAACAUACAUUAUUGGUUUUAUGCAAAUCUUAGCGAUCGAUGUCUGAGUCUGGCAUUCGCCAGAUCCAUUUCAUUGAAUCACUCCUCUUCUGGCUAAGAUAUCUCCCCUGAGGAUGAGGACAUCCCAAUGUGAAAUACAAGGAUUGUUAUCUUUCUUUCAUCUGAAAAACCAUUUCUAUCUGAGGAAAAAGUAUCCUAAUGAGUCUUCUUUUAGCAAAAGGUUUGGGGGUUUAAAUUAUUGAAGCUUGGAUAAUGAAUGGAUUCUGAGUAUUAUGUACUUGGAUUGCUUUCUUCACAUUGAAAACCAAAGUCUUUUGACUGUGAUGCUGUGUGAUUUUUUUUUUUAAGCCAAAGUCUCUUGACUAUGAAACUUAUGUGUUUUUCAAAAUUAGAUCACCUCAAAGAAUUGGUGACCACUUAGUGAUCAGGAAAUUGAAAUUGUAGAAUACUUCACACAUGAAUUGUUGCAGAUGGAAUGAUAUUUGUUCAGAAGUUUUAUUCUGAUAUUCUACUAGUUUUCCCCAACUCCUGCCAGUCCCCUGCCUUCUCCCACCCCCACCAAAAAGAAAAAAGACUGUGACCAGGAAAACCCUUGGCCUUGGUCCUUUGUUCCUUUGCUCCACUUCUAGAAUGUUCCACCGAUGGGAAGAAGAUUUGCUCAGAAAUCAGAUCCUUACAGUGGGUGGUAUACUUCCUGCGGAUGCCCUUUCUACAUCAGUAACUCAGACUCCUGCUAUUGAACAGAAGGCAAAAAUUCAUUCCAUUCUCUUUCUUUCCCCUAUAAUUAGUUCAUAAGCUUAACUACACAACUCAUUCCUCCUUGAUUAUUUGUUCGUAGCCUAUCUGUCUAAGAGAAUUCCCCACUUUCUAUCUCAAAUCUCUAGGAUUUAUGAUCACCAACUCUUCAGGGAGAAGGCUUUGUUUACAUUCUCAUAGAGCUGAGCUUGUUCCUGUUAGUUAUGGAAAGGCCCAGGAAUCUCUUGUGCAGAAAACCAUCCUGGGGCCUGCCCUGCCAGUCGUGCUCCUCCCUCCUCAGUUAAAUGAAACCUUUGAUUAUGAUGUGCUCAUUGGCUCCAGGUGGGCAGCCUUGUGACAACAAUCCCAGCUUACUUUGGGGGAAGCAGCUUAGUCUUUGAGGUUAUUGAUCUUCCACCACAGUAUGAAAUCUUGUUCAAUCUGAAGAAGGCAGAAGGCUUUUUAAUCUAGAGAGCACAUCUUCUCAGGAACCUGAAUUUUCUUCUGGAAAAUUCCUCCUAAACCCUAGAAAAUAAUUCCUGCUCAAAGGUUAGAAAUUAAAGCUGUUUAGAAUACUAAAGAAAUGAAAACAAUUCCCAACAACAUGUCUGGUCCCUACUUUCAGAGUAUACAGAGAUCAUCACAGUUUGUUCUAGGGCCCUUCUUCAUUCCUUCUUUCCAUUUCCCUUUUCCUUGUUAUUUGGUUUUUGAAUAUUUUUCUUAAUGGUUCUUCUCUAAAUUUUUUUUUAACAAAUUUUACUUGUCUUCUACAAGAUUAUUUUUUAACAUAUCUCUGUGUCCCCUUCUCCUUCCUGGAAAAUUCCUUUUUGUUCAUUGUAUUCUACUCUUAAAUCUUCCCCAAGGUUGCUCUUUGAGCAAGGAAGGGUGACUUGUCUCUUCGAAUGGCAUUAACAGGAAGCUGCCUCUCUCAGCCUGUGCCAGAGGUACUUAGCAUCCAGCCUGCAGGUGCCCUUGCCUAUUUGUAGCGCUUCUUCCACAACCAGCUAAAGUUAUCUUUCCUAUUUUAUUAUGUUAUUAAAUUAAUUUGUCGUUAACAAAAAUUAGCUAUUUCCAGAGUUUAUUCACAGUAGCAAGGAUUUCUCACUUACCCUUAUAAUAACCUACAAAACUGAUUUUUUUAAAGUGAGCCAGAAAUGUAUAAUAUUGACGAAAAAAUGUGUUUGUGUGUGUCACGUACCAUCAUGUUCAAUACAUGCAGACCUCCCUGGUGCCCUUUAACAUGUACCAUUUACAAUAGAUUUUGAUUAGAGAAUGAAUGCUAGAGCCAUCGUUGCCAGCCAUGAUUACGUGACCAAAUUUUAUUGGUUACAUAGAACAGAAAUUUGUCAGCAUUUUCAGGGAACUUAAUCCAUAUGUCACCACCAAAGAUUUCUACAGUGUUAUGAAUUAUGUAACAGAAAUAGCUGAAAAAAUGAAUGAAGGAAAAUGUAUCUUCCUUUUGUUCUUUUUUGACUAAAGCAAUUUGCUUCUCAAAAGUGAACCUUGUUGUGUUAAACAUUCACCUCCAUCUCGUGCAAACCAUUCACCAGGUCCCAGGGCUGUUUUAAUUAGAAUGUCUUCUUCUAAAUUCUUGGUUUGAUCAUCUUUAUCUAGAGAAGUCUAAGGAAUAAGUACAUAUUUAAAGGGAAACAACCAGUGUUUCUAUACACUGAAUAAUUCAUUUUUAAAACAAAGAUGCAGUUGUUGAGAAAUAUGCUACUUUGUGGCAUGUAUAAUGUAUUGUAAAAUAAACACAUUGUCAUUAUUUGAAACGAA
Monodelphis domestica (gray short-tailed opossum) is the source of this 4932-nucleotide messenger RNA. It is a transcript of the gene REEP3, whose product is annotated as receptor accessory protein 3. NCBI's taxonomy places the organism in Eukaryota, Metazoa, Chordata, Mammalia, Didelphimorphia, Didelphidae. The record is from RefSeq and is a predicted model, not a curated record. Gene Ontology annotation, biological process: endoplasmic reticulum tubular network organization. Gene Ontology annotation, molecular function: microtubule binding. Gene Ontology annotation, cellular component: endoplasmic reticulum tubular network; endoplasmic reticulum membrane; cytoplasmic microtubule.